UUAUCGAACUGUCCGCACCUGCUUUUUUAUUUGAUAUGUGGAAUUGGCUGGUGACUGUGUUAGUUCUGGUUCUUGUGUUGUUAUGUUAUUACCAAUGGAAAUCGGAGUAUUGGAAGAGAAAAAACAUUCAUUACGAAAAACCUCAAAUUUUCGUAGGAAACUUAGGUGAUGUGGUAUUAGGCAAAAAAAGUUUAUCAGAUACCUACACUGCAAUAUACAAUAAACACGAGGAUCUAAAAUAUUGCGGUAUAAUGAAUUUUGGAUCGCCAGCAAUCUUAUUGAGAGAUCCAGAAUUAAUACAAAACAUCAUUUCGAAGGAGCAUGAUAAAUAUCAUACUUGCUGUAACGAAGAAAAUAAUUUAGCUAAAGAUAAACGUUGGAAAAGAACGAAAGCUAAAAUAAGUCCUCAAUUGACACCUUUAAAAGUUAAGAGCAUGUUUAAUUUGCUUGAAGAAAUCGUAAAUAAAUUAGUAAAAUAUAUCAAUUAUCAUCCAGAAGCGGAUCAAUUUGGGGUUGAUCCAAAAGAAUUAACCGUUAAAUAUGCCUCCGAUAUUAUCGGAACUUGCAUUCUCGGUCUUGAAUCUAACAAUAACGAUCAAUUGGGACUCGAAAUAUUCGAUUACAACUCUUUUUGUAUAAUUUUAAACGUUAUAUCUCUUUUAUUUCCCGGAUUAUACAAAAUUAAACCACCAAAAACUUUAUCGGAAAGACUUACCGCUAAUUUUAAAGAACGUAUCAUUUCGGCGAUAAAAUCCAGGGAAGAAAAUAAUAUUAAAAAACACGAUUUUUUAGGUGCUAUUGUUGAAUUAAAAAUUUUAGCAAAAAAUUUUGAUUUUAGCGUGGAAGAUUUAGCUUUUAAAACAUUAGGAUUUUUCUUAGAAGGAUUCGAAACGAGCGUUAUAACUCUUCAACACGUUCUAUAUGAAUUAGCUUUAAACAAAAAUAUCCAAGAAAAAUUAUUAGGACAAUUCGAAGUAAUGCUAUUGAGGAACGCUACGUUAACAUAUGAAUCAUUAAAAGAAGUGAGAUAUUUAGAUAUGGUUAUUUAUGAGACGCUAAGAAAACAUCCUCCAGCUCCUUUUUUAGCUAAAGAAUGUGAUGAUUUGAUUUUGCCCCCAUCUAAACCAGGUUCAAUAGAAUUAGAGGUACCAAAAGGUACAAAAAUUUUAAUUCCCAUCAUAUCGCUUCACAAUGAUCCCUUCUACUUUGAGGAACCCGAUAAAUUCAUUCCGGAGCGGUUUAACGAGGAUUUAAAUUAUCUCCGAUGUAAAAAAGCUUUUGUUGGAUUUGGUGAUGGACCUCGUUUCUGCUUAGGUCAUCGAUUUGCUUUAACCCAAUUAAAAAUUGCUGUGUACGCGUUAGUUACCAAUUUUGAGUUGGAAUUAGGAGAACCGAUCCAUAAAACGGCGUUAUUAGAACCCAUUCGCUUUGUGUAUGAAAUAAAAUCGAAUUCGCGAUUAAAGUUUAUAAAUAGAACGAAAAAUAAAAAUUAUGGUAAUUGA
This is a messenger RNA of Onthophagus taurus, 1502 nucleotides long. RefSeq names its product cytochrome P450 6j1-like. Lineage: Eukaryota; Metazoa; Arthropoda; Insecta; Coleoptera; Scarabaeidae. Gene Ontology annotation, molecular function: heme binding; monooxygenase activity; oxidoreductase activity, acting on paired donors, with incorporation or reduction of molecular oxygen. The record is from RefSeq and is a predicted model, not a curated record.